Chinchilla lanigera (long-tailed chinchilla) is the source of this 927-nucleotide messenger RNA. RefSeq names its product olfactory receptor 6F1. Lineage: Eukaryota; Metazoa; Chordata; Mammalia; Rodentia; Chinchillidae. The coding region runs from base 1 to 927 and encodes 308 amino acids. Gene Ontology annotation, molecular function: olfactory receptor activity; G protein-coupled receptor activity. The record is from RefSeq and is a predicted model, not a curated record. Gene Ontology annotation, biological process: G protein-coupled receptor signaling pathway. Gene Ontology annotation, cellular component: membrane. The transcript has a single exon.
AUGCACCAGGGCAAUGAGAGUCUGCCCCGGGACUUCCUCCUGCUGGGCUUCCCCGGGUCCCAGGCCCUACAGCUCUCUCUCUUUGUGCUGUUCCUGCUGAUGUACCUCCUCACAGUGGGUGGAAAUGCAGCCAUCCUGCUGCUGGUGAGCAGCUCCCCGAAGCUCCACACUCCCAUGUACUUCUUCCUGAGCAACCUCUCCUUCCUAGAGAUCUGGUACACCACAGCUGCGGUCCCCAAAGCCCUGGCAGUCCUGCUGGGGAGGAGCCGGGCAAUAUCAUUUGAGGGCUGUCUCUUGCAGAUGUACCUGGUUUUCUCCUUGGGCUGCACGGAGUAUUUCCUGCUGGCAGCCAUGGCCUAUGACCGCUACCUCGCCAUCUGCUACCCUCUGCACUACAGGGCCAUCAUGAGCAGCCUGCUGUCUGUGCAGCUGGCUCUGGGCUCCUGGGUCUCUGGUUUCCUGGCCAUUGCAGUGCCCACAGCCCUCAUCAGCAGCCUGUCCUUCUGCGGCCCUCAUGCCAUCAACCACUUCUUCUGUGACAUCGCACCCUGGAUCGCCCUAGCCUGCAGCAGCACCCAGGCCGUGGAGCUUGUGGCCUUUGUGAUUGCUUUUGUGGUCAUCCUGAGCUCGUGCCUCAUCACCCUGGUGUCCUACGUCUACAUCAUCAGCACCAUCCUCAGGAUCCCGUCUGCCAGCGGCCGCAGCAGAGCCUUCUCCACCUGCUCCUCCCACCUCACCGUGGUGCUCAUCUGGUACGGAUCCACCAUCUUCCUCCACGUCCGCACCUCCAUCACAGAUGCCCUGGAUCUGACCAAAGCGGUCCACGUCCUCAACACAGUGGUGACCCCGGUCCUGAACCCUUUCAUCUACACACUCCGUAACAAGGAAGUGAGAGAGAGCCUGCUGAGGAAGUGGAGGGGGAAAUAG